UUCAUCCUCUCCUACCAAUCUCCUCUUCUUUUUCUUUUCUUAUACUCUUAAUUCAACAUGUUGACGCGCUUAUUGAUGGAUUAAAAGAGUAGAGGAGUUGGAAUGCCCCAAAAAAAUCGGAUUUUUCCAUAGUUUAAAGGAGUUAUCUGACUCUACUUUUUAGUCGAUUUAUCCUAAUUUUGAUGUAACAUUACGUGAUAUUUUGCAUUUGUUUGAUUUUAGGGCCUGUACAUUUCGUAGGAAAUAAUCUAAUAUUUGUUGAUGACUUUUACGUGAUUUAUUAGGCAAUUAAGUUACUGUAAAUUUUAUUAAUUGUGAAGCAAUUAUGUUUUCAUUUGAUGCUUAUUACUUAUGAGUGAAAUUUUUUAGUACACUCCCAAAAUAUGAUAAUUUUGUUGAUGUAAGAUGUAGUGUAUGAUGAAUUAAUCGAUAUAAUGUUCGCUUGCAGGAAUUAUUCUCAUGCUGUCAUUUAUAUGGUAGAGUGCAUUGCAACCAUUUUAAUAUUUACUUGCUGAUUUAUCAGGUCCAUUUCAUAAUUUAUGUGGUAUUUAUGUUGUGUGCUCUUCUAGCAGGUACUUAUUCUUUAGCUUUUGCUUAUAUUGAACAGGAAAGGGGCAAAAAACAUGUUAAAUUGGUUAAAAGAAGCAAUUUUGUAGUUGGAGCAUCUGAAAAUGUGAAACCACAUUCAUGGAAAUCGACGACAAGGGAACAGAUAAUAACGAACGGACCGCAGACCACCUCCUCCAGUGGACCCAAUGGCAGCUGCUCGAUUCCAUUCUUCCCACAGGUGGUUUUGCUCAUUCUUAUGGGCUCGAGGCCGCGAUUCAAGCGCGCAUUGUAUCAAGCCCUCAGAAUCUCAAAUCCUUUAUCAUCCAAGUUCUAGAGAACACCGCAACCCUGCUCCUCCCAUUCGUGCAUUGCGCGAAUAAAUCCCCCGAUAUCGACAAUUAUGCCAAACUUGAUAAAUUGCUCGAAGCAACUUUAACCAACGAAGUCGGCAGAAAAGCUUCUGCUUCUCAAGGUGCAGCGCUUUUGAGAGUAGCCGCUUCUGUAUUUUCUGAGGCUCCGUUACUCAGGAAAAUCCGGGAAUCGUUUAUGGGUUCGAGAGAGGUUUCUUUCCACCACGCGCCCGUUUUCGGGCUCAUAUGCGGGCUUACCGGCUUCGACAGUGGUACUUCUCAGCGGGCCUACAUGUUCAUUACCAUGCGAGAUGUUAUAUCUGCCGCCACGCGGCUUAAUUUGGUUGGUCCACUUGGCGCAUCGGUGUUGCAGCACGAGAUCGCGCCCGUUGCGGAAGAGACGGUGAGGAGAUGGAUGGACCGUUCGGUUGAGGAGGCGUUCCAAACUGCGCCUUUGCUCGACACGGUUCAGGGCUGUCACAGUUACCUGUUCUCCAGGCUAUUUUGCUCAUAAUAGUUGCUGUUCAAUUGAAAUUUAUUAUUUUUGUUCACUUUGCGAUUGUACCCAUUUUGUCCUUGAAUUUGUUGUCAGUUUUUUUUUUCCCUUUUUUUUUUUUUUUUCAUGCAUGUAAAAGGCCAAUGCUCGGCGAAGGAAACAAUCUCUGAGAAUAAUAUUGAAAUCCAAACUAUUUUUUUCUGUA
Molecule: messenger RNA, 1600 nt
Organism: Ananas comosus (pineapple)
Lineage: Eukaryota; Viridiplantae; Streptophyta; Magnoliopsida; Poales; Bromeliaceae
Product: urease accessory protein F
Exons: 2
Coding region: 688-1413 (241 amino acids)
Molecular function (GO): nickel cation binding
Source: RefSeq, a predicted model, not a curated record